Messenger RNA from Diabrotica virgifera virgifera (western corn rootworm), 794 nucleotides. RefSeq lists its product as uncharacterized. The transcript has 2 exons. The record is from RefSeq and is a predicted model, not a curated record. The coding region runs from base 25 to 714 and encodes 229 amino acids. Lineage: Eukaryota; Metazoa; Arthropoda; Insecta; Coleoptera; Chrysomelidae.
GCACUUGCACUAUAUAUAAAAAAGAUGGGAGUUGCACAAUCUUAUGUAAAACGAGGCAGAAUUUUACUGGAGUUUCAUGAAAGUGCUAUACAGAAGACACUAAACAAAACAAAUAAUGAACUUCAAAAAGUAAUACACGUAGACUGCAACACAAAUGCUUUUGACAUGAUGUUAAAAUUAAUUGAAAAAUUACCAAUUAACAGAAUAGUCAUAAACUGUAAUAAUGGUUGCCCUCAAAGAACCCGAGAAACGAAUUAUUAUUUUUUGGAUAACUUACUCUUUAAGGAAGCUUUAAGCGAAGUGGAAAUGCAAGAAGCAUUAACAGCUGACAGAGAUUGUAGCAGAAGAGGAUGCUUAGGACAAUCAGAAGUGCAAUAUGAUUCAAGUGGUCCAAUUAUCUUAAUUCAAUUAACGGACAUCAGGACAUUAACUCAUCUGGAUAACAUCCCGAUAAAAUUUCCCGAUGUACUUGGGACCUCUGAUUAUUAUUUACUGGUAGGAGUAAUCCGUUACAUUAACAAUGACCUUACGUCGACUAAUGGAUUAGGAAAACUGUCCAUGGGACACUACACAACAAUCUGUCGCAGAAAUAAUCUGUGGACCGAGUUUAAUGAUCUCAAUGCAGGAACACAAAGAACUCUAACCAAAGAUGUGGACAAAAAAGUCAACAUAGAAUUUCUAAUAUACAUUAAAGUUGAAAAAACGUAUAAAUAAAAUCAAUUAAAACUGUAUCACCAUGCCUUUAUAUUUAGACUGUAAUUCUUUUCUACAUUAAUAAAGAGCACCAAAUUUGA